CAUCAUCCUGGAGAAGAGAAGGUUUUGCUCAGUUUCUCAUCUCCAAGGGCUUUGCAACCUCUCUGCCAUCUCCUGGACGGACCAUCAGUUGCCAAAGCAGAGGCUCAGUUGGGCUGGAUCCAAGGCAGAAUCCCAGACUGACUCUCCAUUUCUGGGUACCCAAAAACAUUCAUCCUGUUGGAGAGCGAAAAAAGCAGCCGGAAUGGCCUGGAAAGAGGACAGUCAGAGGGAUUUUCCUGCCAGAUCAAAAUUUUAUCCCCAGCUGGACAGACCAUUGCAAGACUAAAAGUUGAAUUUGGGCUGAUUUGAGGUGCUCUUCCUUGAAGACAACAGUUGGGGGGAUUUCUCUGCCUGACCUACUGUAAGUUGUGUCUCCAGUUGUACAGACCUUUGCAAGGCGAAAGGUUGCAUCUGGGGUGAUUUGGAGUGCUCUUGCUUGAAGACAACAGUUGGGGGGAUUUUUCUGCUUGACUAAAGUUGCAUCCAGUUCUGGACAGACCUUUGCAAGACCAAAGCUGCAUCUGAGGUGCCAAGUUGGGGAGAAAAGAAGGGGAUACAGUGAAAGUUCCAAGUUGCCUUUUAGGAGGGCUUUCUGUAAGACCAAAGUUGUUUCUUUUGGAAAGAAGAAAUCUGCCUUUUGGGGAGGGAGAGUUGGUGCCCCACCAAAGGGAUCUCUGGGGUGACUUUUUGCAAAACGUGAGGUCCCCAUUCCUUGUGUGGAAACAAAAGACCCACAUCUAGACCACAGUCACACAUCGGCAAAACUCCAAGUGGGGAUUCUGUUUUGGGAAGAAGGACUCUUUUUCUCCAUCAAGGUGGGUUUCCAGGCCUGGCAAGGGACCCUUGUUGGCUUGAAGGGACUCUUCUCCAAGAACUGGAGCCUGGGUCUGGCACACAUGGAACCCAAGGGCCCACAGGGGGCAUGCAGUGUUUUCUCCUCCUUUUCCCUCUCUUGCUUGUCCUUUGGGAGAUUCCCCAUGCCCAGGCUGUCGGGGAACCCUGUUGGGAAGCCCUCUUGCGGUGCCAAGAUGAGCCAGACUGUGGAUCUGCCUACAGCCAGUCCCAAACAGCUUGCCAACCAGUUCUGGACGGGGAGAGGCCCACUCCAGUUUGCCCCAGCCAUUGCAUCGGUGCCUUGGUACGUCUGAAUAGGAGUCGGAGUGGGCCAGCAUUGGAGCAGUGCCACUGUGGUUCAGACAUGCGAUGCCAACACCUCAAAGCUGCCAUAGAGCCCUGCCUGCCCCGGCCUUCCCGCAGUGGCCUGGGUUGCAUGGCAGCCCGGUUCCGAUGCCAACAGGAACCCACGUGCCAAGCUCCGCUUUCUGCCUACUUGGCCCAUUGUGGGCAGCUUUUCAAUGGACGGCGCUGCACGGGAGAGUGCCGGGCUGCCAUUGGGCAACUCUUGGUAGCACCUGGUGGGCCAGCUUUGGAGCGCUGCAUCUGUGAUGGUACCGAGAGGCCCUUUUGCCAAGUCCUCAAAGCCAACAUGGGACGACUGUGCUUCGGACCUGGGAUGGUACUCCUGGAAGCCACAGAAUAUGAGGAAGAGGAGGAAGAAGAGGAGGAGGAAGAGGAGGAGGAAGAGGAAGAGCAUGAUGGGGGAGGGCAGGUGGCUAGCAGGGGGCCUCUGAUUCCCUCCAAUGGGCUAUCUCACCUGUCCUCCCUAUGGACCUCUUUGGCCUUUGGCCUCCUCCCUCUGGGGUUACUUUAGAGAAUUGGCCAAGCCAACUUUUCUCCAUUUCUGGUGGUGCUAGUGGCUGGCUUCCUUCAAGUCAUUUCUGACUUAUGAUGACCAUAUCAUGUUUUUUUCUUGGCAAGAUUUGUUCAGAGGAGGUUUGCCAUUGGGACCUUGGGCAAGUCACAUGUGCAUCAGGAGAGAAGCUGCUGACCUAUGGAAAAACUGAGUGGGAGGGGGACAAUUUUAGUGCAACUUUUAUAAAGUUUGGUACAAAAGGUACAUUGAUGCUACUUGUGUGCCUUUCUCAUGACAUUUUCAAAUGAGGGCCUUCCAAUAUGGAUAUAAUUUCUUCUUAAUGUUGACAAAAAGACCUUGGGAGUAAAAAUCACCAGUGUGACGAAGCAAAGUGGACAGAUUUUACUUGUCUCAUGUGUAUCAAUGGUUGGUACUAUUCCACUGUGGGUAAAUGGCAGCUGGGGAGAGGACUGAAAGGUGGGAGGAAUGGGAUAAUCCCCCCCCCCCCCCCCCGCAGUCCUGACCUCCCCAAUGACUGGCCACAGAUGCUAUGGACAGAUACAUUUGCAACAGUCCAUGCUCUGUUAAACAAUACCUUUAACAAUACUUUUUUCAGGAGUGGGCAUCUGUGGAAGACUGGGUGAAUUAGGCCCUCAGGAGACCUUGUGGGGACACAUCUCUCAUACCGCUCCCACCACACACACAUACACACAAAAAUAUAUUUGUUGUUGUCAACUACCCUCGAGUCGAUCUC
This is a messenger RNA of Sceloporus undulatus (fence lizard), 2447 nucleotides long. Its product is annotated as growth arrest-specific protein 1-like. Gene Ontology annotation, biological process: regulation of cell cycle. The record is from RefSeq and is a predicted model, not a curated record. Bases 923 to 1711 code for a protein of 262 amino acids. The transcript has 2 exons. NCBI's taxonomy places the organism in Eukaryota, Metazoa, Chordata, Lepidosauria, Squamata, Phrynosomatidae.